AUGUCUAUCCCACGUGCCCCACUCCCCCACUCCUCCUGCCGCUCUUCCACUACAUCCGUCAAGCCUUCCGCAGAACUCUCCCUCUGCACACCACGCGUUAAGUUUGGCUGUUUGUUUUUGUUCACUAUGUCUGGUAUGAGACUCAUCCUCGUUGGUCCUCCCGGUGCCGGUAAGGGCACCCAAGCUCCCAAGAUCAAGGAGAAGUACGGUAUCGCCCAUCUUGCUACUGGUGACAUGCUCCGCUCCCAAGUCGCCCGCCAAACCGAGCUCGGUAAAGAGGCUAAGAAGAUCAUGGACCAAGGUAACUUGGUCAGCGACGAGAUCGUCGUUGGUAUGAUCAAGGACGAGCUCUUGAACAACCCUGAGUGCAAGAACGGUUUCAUCCUUGACGGUUUCCCUCGUACCGUUGUUCAGGCCGAGAAGCUUGACGCUCUUCUUGCUGAGAUGAAGCUCGAGCUCAACACCGUUGUUGAGCUCCAGGUCGACGACGAGCUCUUGGUUAGACGUAUCACUGGUCGUCUUGUCCACCCUGCUUCUGGUCGUAGCUACCACGUCGAGUUCAACCCCCCCAAGGUCCCUAUGACCGACGAUGUCACUGGUGAGCCUUUGGUUCAACGCUCUGACGACAACGCUGAUGCUCUUCGCAAGCGUCUCGUCAACUACCACGAGCAAACUGCUCCCGUCGUUGACUACUACAAGGGCAAGAACAAGUGGUCUCCUAUUGCUGCUGCUCAAGCACCUGAGAAGGUCUGGGAGCAAAUCGAGGCUGCUCUCAAGAAGGUCGAGUAAAUGUGCAAAAAAGACAAAAAGAUGAGAUGCUAGGAUGGACAUGGUUGUGUUGGAUGCAGCCAAACGGUGGUGCAUUCGACGUCCAUUGCUUCCAUUCGAUCAUCACGGUCCUUUUAGUUAAGAAAUGAUACCAACUUUUAGAGAGAAAAGACUGACGAUAGAAGAGG
Molecule: messenger RNA, 956 nt
Organism: Schizosaccharomyces japonicus yFS275
Lineage: Eukaryota; Fungi; Ascomycota; Schizosaccharomycetes; Schizosaccharomycetales; Schizosaccharomycetaceae
Product: adenylate kinase Adk1
Exons: 1
Coding region: 127-789 (220 amino acids)
Biological process (GO): ATP metabolic process; AMP metabolic process; ADP biosynthetic process
Cellular component (GO): mitochondrial intermembrane space; cytosol; cytoplasm
Molecular function (GO): phosphotransferase activity, phosphate group as acceptor; ATP binding; AMP kinase activity
Source: RefSeq, a predicted model, not a curated record